UGAGACCGCAUCGGACGAUGCUGCAGCGCGCCAUCGCGAACUCCGUCAAGCCCAUCGGGAAGAGAUUCAUGUCGUCGCAAGUGCCUCCGUUCCACCUGGCGGUGCCGGUGCACGACCUGGAGCAAGCCAAGGAGUUCUACGGCACCAAGCUGGGCUUCAUUGAAGGGCGCUCGUCCAAGCAGUGGCAGGACUACAACAUGUUCGGCCACCAGCUCGUGGUGCACGAGGUGUCGAAGGAUUACCGCGGCCUGGACUUCUUCAACCCCGUCGACGCGGACGACGUGCCGGUGCCGCACUUCGGCGUGGCGCUGACGGUCGACGAGUUCCACGCACUCUCCAAGCGAGUGCAGGGCCUCAACAUCAAGUUCGUCGUGGAGCCGCACCUGCGCUUUGUCGGCCGCAAGGGCGAGCAGUGGACCAUGUUCUUCAAGGACCCCAGCGGCAACAACCUCGAGUUCAAGGCCAUGACCACCUCGGAGAACCUCUUCGCCAAGUACGUUGAGGAGUAAGUUGCUGGCGUGCGAACAGUUUAAGACCGAAGCGCCGAGGAAGCGAAUAAAAUACGCGGUCUAUGUGGAAUUGAAUGCGC
Messenger RNA from Phytophthora sojae, 589 nucleotides. RefSeq lists its product as hypothetical. The coding region runs from base 18 to 509 and encodes 163 amino acids. Lineage: Eukaryota; Oomycota; Peronosporomycetes; Peronosporales; Peronosporaceae. The transcript has 4 exons. The record is from RefSeq and is a predicted model, not a curated record.